This is a messenger RNA of Arachis duranensis, 1572 nucleotides long. RefSeq names its product lipid phosphate phosphatase delta. The record is from RefSeq and is a predicted model, not a curated record. The coding region runs from base 209 to 1420 and encodes 403 amino acids. The transcript is spliced from 8 exons. Gene Ontology annotation, molecular function: sphingosine-1-phosphate phosphatase activity. Gene Ontology annotation, cellular component: endoplasmic reticulum membrane. Lineage: Eukaryota; Viridiplantae; Streptophyta; Magnoliopsida; Fabales; Fabaceae.
UUUAUUAUUUAGUUUCCUAGUUUUCAAUUUAUUUUUAUUUUCAGAUACGAAGAAAUAAAGUUGAAUAUUUGCAGCACCGGUUUUUUCCAACAUUCAUGGUCUACUUUUGAAUUUGAUUCACCCAUCUCGUUUUGUUCUCUUCUCUCUCUAUUGCUCCUAAGGAGAUUAUUUUGGGCAGAGAAUAAUAAUAAUAAUAAUAAUAAUAAAAAUGGAGGCUGCAGAUGCAGCAGUGUGGCAAGGUGCGGUUUUGGGUGGAAUAGUGAUAUGGGUUGUCACAGCUUCAUUCCUCGAUGUUACUCUCAAGCUUAGAUCUUUCCUUCAACCUUGGGUUUCUCACCAUGUCGAUAUUGGAGUCCCUUUCAUCCUUCAGAUCCAGAAUUACCGGUUUGGCUUCCUGGAUGCAUUGUUCUCGGGUUUGUCUUGCGUUGUUUCUGUGCCCUUCUACACUGGUUUCCUCCCUCUGCUUUUUUGGAGUGGCCAUGGUAAAUUGGCGAGACAGAUGACGUUGUUGAUUGCGUUUUGUGAUUACACUGGAAACUGCAUAAAGGAUGUGGUUUCUGCUCCAAGACCCCCUUCUCCCCCUGUCCAUAGAAUUACUGCUACAAAAGAUGAAGAAGAUAAUGCUUUAGAAUAUGGACUCCCUUCUUCUCAUACUCUUAACACAGUUUGCUUAUCCGGCUACCUUUUGCACUAUGUGCUGUAUCAUACUCAAAUAGAUGGUGUCCAUGCUACCUAUAUUGGAGUUCCUCUUGUUGUAUUGUUGGUGACUCUCAUUGGCUUCGCAAGAGUCUAUCUUGGCAUGCACAGUGUGAUUGAUAUCAUUGCUGGGCUUCUUUUUGGACUUGGGAUCCUUGCACUUUGGCUUUCAGUUGAUGAAUACAUAGACAAUUUUGUGGUCUCUGGACAAAACGUUAUAUCAUUUUGGGCUGGCUUGAGCUUCCUCUUGCUUUUUGCUUAUCCAACUCCAGAGAUUCCAACUCCGAGUUUUGAAUAUCACACUUGUUUCAAUGGUGUUGCAUUGGGAAUUGUAACGGGGGUACAGCUAACUUAUCAUCAAUUUCACAGUGAAUUUGUGCCUCGUUUGUUCACUUCAGAAAUGAAGAUACUUGUAUUUGCGGGAAGAGUGUUGGUGGGGAUUCCAACAAUUUUGAUUGUGAAAUUCUGCAGCAAGGCUCUAGCAAAAUGGACGAUUCCAGUGGUUGCAAACACAUUGGGCAUUCCAAUAAAGUCAAGCAGCUAUAUCCCGAAAUUGAAUCCAUUAGUCACGGGAAAUAAGCCUAAAGAAGGUUACUUCCAAAAGCUGCUUUCAACGCAGGACUCAUUUGAUGUUGAUACCGGAAUUAGAUUUGUUCAGUAUACUGGCCUUGCAUGGUCUGUAGUAGAUCUUGUGCCAUCUCUUUUUACAUACUUGAGUUUGUGAUUUGACUGAUUUCUCACACGUGUUGCUCUAUCUAAACACACAAUUUUGUAUAGCUAAGGGGAAUACCCCCUUCUGGCCAUAGAAACUGAAAUUCAUUUCUCAGUAUAUAAUGUUAGCUAAUAGAUACAUAAAUUUUUAUUUAUUUAUUACAA